This is a messenger RNA of Pomacea canaliculata, 1753 nucleotides long. RefSeq names its product regucalcin-like. Lineage: Eukaryota; Metazoa; Mollusca; Gastropoda; Architaenioglossa; Ampullariidae. Gene Ontology annotation, molecular function: calcium ion binding; gluconolactonase activity. The record is from RefSeq and is a predicted model, not a curated record. Gene Ontology annotation, biological process: L-ascorbic acid biosynthetic process. The coding region runs from base 201 to 1187 and encodes 328 amino acids. The transcript is spliced from 6 exons.
UUUGAAGGUGGGCUAUAAAUUUCAGAAUCAAGGCUGCGUGAAAGCUGACGACACUCGGGUGGCGGAACAUAAUCAGUCAGAGUAACCCGCAUUCGGAGCGAAAGCGUAAACAAAAGUUUGUUUGUAUCUCUGGCUACCGAGCGACUAGCAACUAGACAGCAGGAAUUCAAAGCUUCUGAGAUCGCAACCGAGAGGGAAGAAUGUUGUCUUUAAGGGUGGAAGUAGCCAUCAGGAACGGCGCCAAGCAUUUGGCAGAGGGUCCUCACUGGGAUGAGGACACUCAGACGCUGCUGUACGUUGACCUCACAGGUCACGAGGUACACCGCUGGAACCCGGUCACCAAGGAGGACACCAAAGUCACCCUCGACGACAACGUUACCUUCGUUAUCCCCCGGCGCCAGGGAGGGCUGAUGGUGGGACUGGGCCGGACGAUCUCCCAGCUUGACUGGGACUCACAGACCGUGACAAAAAUCGUCGAGGUGGAUCAGGGCACCAACAACCGCUUCAACGACGGCAAGUGCGAUGCCAAGGGCCGUCUGUGGGCAGGUACCAUGGGCUCUAACCCCAACCCACCAGCGCCCCCACAAGGGUCGCUGUACAGCCUUGGCCUUGACCGCACCGUUAGAAAGCAGGCCACGAACUUUUACCUUUCUAACGGUUUGGCGUGGACAGACGACAACCAAACCAUGUUCUUCAUCGACUCUCCAGCAAGGAAACUCUACGCCUUCGACUUCGAUCUGGAAGGAGGAAACAUAAGCAACCAAAGAGCAGCCAUUGACAUGGCCACUGCCGCUCCUGACAUCGGAGGGGUGCCGGAUGGAAUGAACAUCGACACGGAGGGGAAGCUGUGGGUGGCCUUCUACGACGGGGGAGUGAUUGGUAGAUUCGAUCCCGUGACAGGUACACACCUUCAAACGCUCAAGUUCCCAGUCACCCAGGUGACAUCCAUGUGCUGGGGAGGCCGCAACCACGACGAGUUGUACGUCACAAGUGGACGACAAGGUCACCCGAGGAGUACUUCCUCCGAGAAGAACCACUGGCUGGAUCCGUUUUCAGGGUUACAGGCUCGGGGUAUAAAGGUCGCGCAGCCUACGUAUAUGAGGGUUGACCGACCAGUCCCGAGUUUUCGAAGGUACCCCAAAAAACUUGAGAUAACAACAUGGGUGGCUGUAAUAAAUAAAACCUAAAAUAUUCCUAAUGAACCAUGAGAAAAGGACAGGUUUUGAGCUAAGUAUCCUAUUUCCCGUUGUCGGUUAGUACUGACUGCUUGACUACUUAUCAUUGUGUGUUUUUGGCAUAGAAUGAUUUAAACUUCCAUAAUUUUUAGUCCUUAUAACUUACUGCACUAUUUAGGUUUUUAUUAUUCUUUUAUACGCAAUCGAUUAUUUAUUGAUUCAUAUAUUAUGCUCCUUCUGAUUGUGAUUGUGCAAUAAAACGCAUUAUUUCAAUGAAGUCUUUACUUAAAAAACCUACUACUUGAGAAGAACAUGUCAAAUACUAUAAAGAGACAACACAGAAAUGACUGACACAUGAAACACAAAUGUCAUUAUAAAGACUAGAAAUCACAAGCAAAACACUAUCUGUCUUUGUUCUUUUUCUAUUUGUUCUUGAAUCUCUCCCCCUCACUAACCAACACACACACACAAGAACACAAUCUGAUAUAAUAAGUACAACUCUGACACAUUAUUUCUUGUCUUCAACGUUGUAGACUGUUAACAUCUUUUCAUGUUCUAAUAAAGUAUUUAAAAACAUA